Molecule: messenger RNA, 912 nt
Organism: Sodiomyces alkalinus F11
Lineage: Eukaryota; Fungi; Ascomycota; Sordariomycetes; Glomerellales; Plectosphaerellaceae
Exons: 1
Coding region: 1-912 (303 amino acids)
Molecular function (GO): oxidoreductase activity
Source: RefSeq, a predicted model, not a curated record
AUGACGACCGGCGUGUUCAACUACAUAGACCCCACAACCAUAACCCGGUCCGGCGACACCUUCGUGAAACCAUGGAGCAAAGUCGACGUAGACAAGAGCUCCUCCAAGCAGACCGCGCGCCAACGCCCCGUCGCCAAUCUCCGAGAUUUCCCCGCAUCGUCCUUUGGCACCGACGUCUCCGGCUUCGCCCUCUUCACCUCCCCGGGCAACGAGAAGGACUUCACGGACGACAGCGCCGUGCGUAACGGCUACUACGCCGAAGUCGAGGCCCUCGUCCGCGCAAAGCUCCCGGGCGUUAAGAAGGUCGUCAUCUUCGACCACACCAUCCGCCGCCGAAUCGCGUCGAGCCCCCGCCAGCCGGUCCAGCAGGUGCACGUCGACCAGACCCCCGGCGCCGCCGAGGCCCGUGUGCGCCGCCACGUCGCCGACCCGGCCGAGGCGGACGAGCUCCUGAGGGGACGGUACCAGAUCGUCAACGUCUGGCGGCCCAUCGGGUACCCGGCGACGGAUUCGCCGCUGGCGCUCAUUGAUUGGCGGUCUACCAGACCCGAGGACCUGGUUGCGGUGGAUCUGCUGUACCCUGUCUACCGGGAAGGGUAUGACGGGGAUGACCGCGGGAAGGAGAAGCUCCCGGACCAGACGAGUAUUGAUUCGACGGAGGGGUACGAGGUUCGCGGGGAGACGUAUUCGGUUGCGCCUAGCGACGAUCACGAGUUCUUCUACGUGAAGGAUAUGACGCCUGACGAGGUCCUGUUUCUCAAGUGUUUUGAUUCCAGGGGCCAUGGGUUCCCGGGGGGUGUGGAGGGCCGAGCUAAUUGUGCGCCCCAUACCGCCUUUGCGGACCCUGCGACACCGCCGGGCACGAAGGGGAGACAGAGCAUUGAGGUUCGGUGCUUGGUCUUUUAUGAGUAG